GACCUUGAAGUACUACAGCCAGUGAGUUGAGUCACAACUCAAUCAUUUCUAAUCUCCUCGGAAAACACAUUUUCCUUCGUGAGAAUUGACGUAUCGUCGUGAGAAAGUGAAAGUUGACAAAAAUGCGUUUUUAUUUGUAGAAAUUCCACAGUCCAGCCGUUGUUACCAAAUAGUAAUUUCCUGGAAAGCCAGCAGAGGGCAAUGUGGGCAUCGUGUUCAUUUCCCCCCUCGGCUUGCACUGUUUAUGUGCGGGUGGGCUCUCAACCUCGGAACUAUUUGACGCACAUUUAUCUGCCUUCCAGCAGUUUUCCUGCUCGUUUACGAGUUCCAUACGUGCGUUAAAGACGUCGGUGGAGGAAACUAAGAUUCUUUCAAUCUUGGCGAUAUCUUUACGGCUGCUAUUCGUCGCAAUGAAAGUCAAAGUUCAAGUUGACCUCCGUUUUUUGCUUGGAAGUGAGCUGCUGGGAGAUCAUUUUCAGUUCUGCACUGGGAAGCGGCAUAGAAGCUAAACUGACUCGGACCACGUACGCUAUGGAGUUCCACUAAAUGACUAGUUUCACUGUAAACGUCAUUUUAAAAAAAUUGUCUGUUUUUAAGUUGACGACCCACUUGUUGCUUGCCUCGAUGUGAGUGAGAGGAGACAAAAACCUGAUGCACUUUUGCCUUAAUGCAUUCCUUUCUGCUGGAGGAUUUUUUUUCUUUGUUCGAACUGUUACUCCAUUACGCCAAAAAGCAGACCACGAAGAUGUCAGCACAAGAAGCUCGGUCUCAAGUAGUGAUCACUUCUGUCUGUUUACUUUCUCUGUUCCUUGGCGGCACAACUGCUGAUGUGCCGGGGCAGGAGAGCUUUAACACAGAGGCGUGGCUUCGUCAGUUCGGCUACCUGUCUCAAGCAAGCAGACAGAUGUCCACUAUGCAGUCAGCUCAGAUCCUGUCCCAAGCCAUCAGUGAUAUGCAACGUUUCUAUGGCUUGGAAGUGACUGGAAAGGCAGACGCCGCCACUAUAGCGGCCAUGCGUAAACCCCGUUGCGGCCUCCCUGACAAAAUAGCCACAGAUGACAGUGCGAGGAGGAAACGCUAUGCACUCACAGCACAACGGUGGGACAAAGACGACAUCACCUACAGUAUAUUGGACCAGCAAAUCCCAUCCUCCUUGGGAGCGGAGAGGACAUACGACGCCAUCCGCAGAGCCUUUGAUGUGUGGCAAAGUGCCACGGCGCUCACCUUCCGAGAGCUGCCAGCCAAACACGGCAACAGCAGCCAGGCUCAGCUUGCUGACAUCCUAUUGUUGUUCGCCUCUGGUUUUCAUGGUGACAUGUCCUUGUUUGACGGCGAGGGGGGCUCACUGGCCCAUGCCUACUACCCUGGGCCUGCGAUGGGUGGGGAUACACAUUUUGAUGCAGAUGAGCCUUGGACUUUGGACAGUCCAAACCACCAAGGUAUUGACCUCUUCCUGGUUGCGGUGCACGAGCUCGGUCACGCUUUGGGCCUGGAGCACUCUGAAAAUCCUAAUGCCAUUAUGGCUCCUUUCUACCAGUGGAUUCACACACAGAACUUCACACUGCAUGAAGAUGACAUCAAGGGAAUACAGCACAUUUAUGGACCCCCUCAUAUUACUGAGACUCCUCACACCUCUGGUGAGGAUCCGGAACAAGCAUUACCAACCUCCCCUUCUCCCCCUGAAGAGAAACCCACCCUUUCCCCAGUUGAAUCUGAACCUAACACCCCGAGUCCCAGCCCGAGCAGGCCCGAACCUACGCCCGGUCCAACAACCCGUCCUGCAAUCCCCACCACGUCCCAUCCCGAUGUCACGCCACCUAUCAGAAGGGAUGUGCCUCUUCCUCCCUCUACUCGCCGGCCCCCCAAGCAGCCAGAUAACGUGGCCCCUGACAUCUGUGAUGGGGACUUUGAUACUGUGACACUACUAAGGGGGGAGAUGUUUGUGUUCAAGGGUCGCUGGUUCUGGAGAGUGAGAAGGAACCGGGUCCUGGAUAACUAUCCCAUGCCGAUAUCUGUAUUUUGGGUUGGUCUUCCUAGCAACAUUGAUGCAGCCUAUGAACGUCAUGAUGGGAAAUUUGUCUUUUUUAAAGAUGAUCAAUACUGGGUGUUUAGAGAAGCGGAUGUACUACCAGGAUACCCUCAGCCCAUUCGGGAAUAUGGUCAGGGAGUUCCACCUCAUGGCAUCGACACAGCAGUCUGGUGGGAGCCCAAUGGAUACACCUACUUUUUCUCUGAUGACCGGUACUGGAGAUUCAACGAGGAAACCCGUAAAGCUGACCGAGACUUCCCAAAACCAAUCAGCAGAUGGGGAAAUAUCCCUCACUCGCCCAAGGGAGCUUUCCUCAGUGAUGAUGGCGCAUACACCUAUUUUUACAAGGGCACCAAUUACUGGCGCUUUGAUAACCACAAGACAGUAGCAGACAAAGGCUACCCACGCUCCAUCCUCAAGGAUUUCAUGGGCUGCGUGGGCGUCCCGGUGCCUCGGCCAGACCCGGAUGUCAAGCCAGAACCUGGGGACAAACCCACUAAGCCUUCAGAAAGAGGAAAGGACGAGCGCGAAGAAGUGAAAGACAGGGAUGAAGACACGGCAACAGAAAAGGACAGCGACGGCCCAGAGGUGGAGGAGGAUGACAAAGAAGUCAAUGUGGUGGUGACUGUGGCAGACAACGGGUCCAAGGUCAUGACGUUGAUCAUGGUGGUAAUUCCUUUGGUGCUCAUCCUGUGUAUCCUGGUCCUCAUCUACGCUAUCCUUAGAACUCUCCAGAACAAAGAGACCCCCAGGGCUCUGGUGCACUGCAAGCGCUCACUGCAGGACUGGGUGUGAGUGUUACACACACUAAGACAGAUAAACUUUAAUUUUUUUUCUGCAGUGCUUGGUGGGAAGAUUGUUUCAUGGUGGCUAUUUAGCCCCACAUAAUAAUCAGCAACCUGUGAAGUGGUUACUAUAGUGCCUGUGGAGUUUGUUCACUAUUUACAUCCUUUUCCUUGUGCCUUUGUCCUGUUCAUUAUAUCACUUUUCUCAAAAGCUGUAGACUGUGAAAGACACAUGGCACAACAGGAAUGGUGUGCUCUUUUAUUUUUUUGUAGCCAUACUGUACAUGAGAGUGGGUUAGUGAGUCAGCAGUCACGCAACUAGAUGCCAGACAGUUGGAGUUUCUCUACUCAGUUGUUGUUGUUUAGCUGCUUCAUUGCAGAAUUUUCUGUCUGCGUGCGUGCAAAAGCACUCUGAAGCGCACACGCUCACAGGGGUCGUCCUCCAAGCAUCGCAAGAAUGUGAGACAACACAUGCCCAAACAUCACAUGAUCGCAAAUGCCCCUGAUGACACGCAUAGAGACCACUUACCUAAACACAGGCACAUAAAACACUGCAAUUUUUCCCCCUCCUCCCACCAAGAUGACUUACGCAGGCUCCACCACUAAAUGGAGUCGUAUUGCUGUACAGUAUGGACAGUGCCAAGGCAGUGAAGAGAUUCGCUUUGUGGUAUUUAACCAAUGACGCCUUUGCUCUAAUUUCAAACGGAAUCUGUUUGUUAUACUAAAGUGAGAUAAGCGUCCAUGACAAUAAGGUGUCAAACGCAUGACGACUAAAGAGCAGGCGGGAGUCUGGUUUCCAUCAGUCCCACAUGCUACAGAUUAGUAGUGAAGAAGGGAGAGAGAAAUGUAAAAGAAGAAAAUGAAAGCGUUGAGAAGGAAAUGAGAUAUUGAGAUGAGGGUGAAGGGAAGGGUCUGCCAGACCUUUUUUUCCUUGGAAAAGGAGGAGUAAGGGAAGAAAGAGGGAAAAAAAGGGAGGAGCAGCGCUGGCGUUGUGCCUCUUGACCUACAUGACUCAAAUCCCACUCCUCUUUUUUUCACUCUGUUGCCUUGAGCAGGAGAUGACUUCCUCUCUCAACUCCUCCUCCUCUCUUCUUCUGUCCACCUUUCUUCAAAUUUUAUCUCGUUUUCUUUUUUUUUUUACCGUGUUUUCUUCAGAGUUGCAUUCUUCCGCAAUAGGAACCUCAAUAAUUUCACAAGAUUGAUACCCAUUUUGCACUCUUUGAAGAUACUGUUUUUCCUUAUGUGAAAGGCAAAAAUCACAUGCUCCAGUCAAUUGUAUUUACUUUCGGUGGAUUCUUGUCUUAAGAUUCAACUUUGUUUGUAGUUUUGUUCACUUGCACAGUCAUAUAUAUAUAACAAAAGCGUUCAUGCAUGCAGAGCAUGUUGUGUAUGAGGGUUAAGGAAUUGUCAAUAAAAUUCACUGGUAAAACCUAAA
Molecule: messenger RNA, 4249 nt
Organism: Corythoichthys intestinalis (scribbled pipefish)
Lineage: Eukaryota; Metazoa; Chordata; Actinopteri; Syngnathiformes; Syngnathidae
Product: matrix metalloproteinase-15-like
Exons: 10
Coding region: 668-2824 (718 amino acids)
Biological process (GO): extracellular matrix organization; collagen catabolic process; proteolysis
Cellular component (GO): extracellular matrix
Molecular function (GO): metalloendopeptidase activity; zinc ion binding
Source: RefSeq, a predicted model, not a curated record